AUGGUCCCCAAAUUGGAGCUCCUGAUCGUAGAUUUAGCGGCCAAGAUACAGAAAAAGAACAUCAAGCUUUUUGCAAUGACUGACUCCAGAAGUGGUAAUGUAAUCCAUUUAGCUGCUUACACGAAUCAGACUGAAGUAUUCGAACUCUUGCCACCAGAAACUGAAUACUUGGCCCGAGCACAGGAUAUGAAUGGGGAUCUUCCCAUUUAUAUUGUGAGCAAGAUCGGUUAUGUUGAACUGAUCGAGAAGCUAUAUCCUAUAUCAGAGUUCCUAAACGGACGAGGACAAACUGUUCUUCAUGCCGCAGCAAAAUAUGGACAAGCUUCGGCAGUGAAAUAUAUACUCAGACAUCCGGAACUGCAAAUGCUGAUAAGCGAUAGAUAUUAUGCUGGAAAUACAGCUUUGCACUUGGCCGCGAUUCAUUCACAACCCGUGGCUUUGAUUCCUCUUGUGCUGGAUAAAAGAAUCAACCUCUUCGUUCGUAAGCAUGAAUGCUUGACUGCUCUUGACAUUGCUCAAUAUCGCAUCAGAAGGGAGUAUACGCUGCGUAAGCAAUUGACAGUCACGGUGUUGAAAUCCACGUCAUUUGGGAAAGGUUCAGCUCUGGUUUCGCAGUUCCUGAAGGAUUUAACGGCUCGGACAUGGCCUCCAAAGAUGACCAGGGGCAUGGCUACGAUGCUGGACAAGAAAAUGUUCCAGGCCUUUGUGAUUUGCAGCACCAUCGCGAUGUUCUGCUCAAUGAUUGCGGCAGUCAACCUCAUCUGUGCACAGCAAAACAACGUCUACAUGGCAAUAGCUGCAUACCAGCACACGAUACUGUCGCUAAAAAUUGCAAUCCCGGUGAUGUGCCAAAUCGUUAAGAGUACCCUCCAGUCCUUCGGAGCCAUAGUCGUCCUAUCCGUCGUCUGA
Messenger RNA from Eucalyptus grandis, 909 nucleotides. RefSeq lists its product as uncharacterized. NCBI's taxonomy places the organism in Eukaryota, Viridiplantae, Streptophyta, Magnoliopsida, Myrtales, Myrtaceae. Bases 1 to 909 code for a protein of 302 amino acids. The record is from RefSeq and is a predicted model, not a curated record. Gene Ontology annotation, molecular function: protein phosphatase regulator activity; protein phosphatase 1 binding. Gene Ontology annotation, cellular component: plasma membrane. The transcript has 4 exons.